Molecule: messenger RNA, 2505 nt
Organism: Debaryomyces hansenii CBS767
Lineage: Eukaryota; Fungi; Ascomycota; Pichiomycetes; Serinales; Debaryomycetaceae
Product: Zn(II)2Cys6 transcription factor
Exons: 1
Coding region: 1-2505 (834 amino acids)
Biological process (GO): DNA-templated transcription; positive regulation of transcription by RNA polymerase II
Cellular component (GO): nucleus
Molecular function (GO): DNA-binding transcription factor activity, RNA polymerase II-specific; zinc ion binding; DNA binding
Source: RefSeq, a predicted model, not a curated record
AUGCCGCCACAAUUACAAGCCAAUUAUUCUCUGAAGAAACAGGGAAGAGUUUUCCACGGAAGAACGAAAACUGCUUGUUCUUUCUGUCGUAAAAAAAAGGUGAAGUGCGAUGGGAAAGUGCCAUGUUCGACAUGCUUACAACAUAAAAAUCAACAAUGUGAUCUAAUAUCGCAAGUUGCGCCUAAUAGAAGUGUACAAAACUCACAAAUAAUCAAACCAAAAUUGCCUAUCAAAAAUGCAAAUAAUGUAUUGCAUACUCCAGCAGUUUCUUCAAAUGAGAUGGGGCUGUAUGCGAAUCUGAUCGGGAAUCAUUCAGGAGCAGAGUCACUGAAUAAAGCCUCUGGUCAGUUUGCGGAAUGCCCUUGCGCUUCAUCUGAAGAGACAAUAAAUUUUUUUCAAGAUGGAGGUAAAAUUGUUGCAAUAAGUCCCUACAGCAGACAAUUUUUUGGUCCAUUUUCGUGGCUUUCUUUACUCCUCAAUGAUAUUUAUGCUUUGCCAUACAUGCGUUACAUUUUAAGUCACAAGAAGGAUUUUAAUACUAUAAUUGAGGACUUGGAAACUUACACAAAAGAUAAUCAUACUUUCAAGGAUGAAAAUUUGAACAAUAACAUAAAUUUAUCUAAUCUUCAAAAGGGCACUAACAUAAACGAGAUAGAUAAUAAAUCUGCCUAUAUCCAUCAUGCAGUCCAGAAGAAUGAUUUAAUGCAAAGUAUUAAAUUGAUUUUACCAAAGAAAGACGUAAUUUGGAAAUUAAUAAAUCAAUUUUUCCUUGCCGCAUAUCCUUUUUUCCCCUUAGUGGAAGAAUCAGAUUUCAGAAGACAUUUAGAAGAAAUAAUUGGAGAAGAGGAUUAUACGGAUACAAAGGUAGCAGAUUUCACAAUCAGGAAGAGGGUGGACUAUGCUGUAAUUGGCCUUCUUCUAAUUUUUUUAAGAAUUGCUUAUUUAAGCCUAUCGUCGAAUAUCGAAGAUAAUGGACCGAAGGAUGUACAAAAAUCACCUAUUGUUUCAGAGAGAGAAUAUUUGCUAUCAAAUCCCAUUAAAAUUGAAGCAUUCACAGUUGCAAAGAAUUGCUUCAGCCAAUUUGAUUAUUUUAAUUGUAUUGAUAUUCAAGUAUUACAAUUGGUACUCUUUAUUAGAAUUUAUUAUAUAUAUGCACCGGAAGAAGGUGAUGAUUAUGAUGGUAAAAUAUCACGAAUACUUAAUUCUACAAUUAUUCAAAUGGCAUAUUCAAUGGGAUUACAUCGAGAUCCAGGUCAUUUACCAUAUAACUUCAAUAAUAUCAAGUUGAAUAAUAAUUUAAACAGAAAGAUAUGGUACUUUAUUGUGUCCUUGGACUAUAACAGUAGUAUUUUAUCUGGGGAUCCAUUAAGUACUAAAAUUAUUCCUGCUGAUACAAAUAUACCAGACUUCAAUCCAGAUUACGAAAAUACUAAUAAAAAUGUGGAGAACGAAAUUGUUGAAGUUUUGGCCGACACCAAGGUCCGAUUGGCAAUGUCAAAAACGGUUAUUGAUAUUGUUUUAAAUAUAGAACAAGGCGCAAACGUAAAACAACUUUUAGUAUCGCUUGCUAACUUAGAAUCCUUGUCACAUAGAGACGUUGUUCUGGACCAGUUUUACAAAUGGGAUAUGAUUCCAUUGAAAAAAAUGAUUGAAAUGAAAAAUAAUCUCGAAUUAAGGUUUUGGUUAUCAUCGAUUUAUUUUAAGCUUUUCAUUCAUUAUGAGGAACGUAAAAAUAAUGAUUUGAUAUGUGUUUAUUCGAAAAAAAUUUUAAAAAUUUCAGUUGUAGAAAUAAUACCAUAUAUUUUGAAGGUAUCAGAUAGCCGUACGAAAACCUUAUCUGAAUUUGAUAUUUUUUAUAUCUUACCAAGUUUGCUACUCCUGUCACAUAAAUUUAUUUUUAGCGUAUCCUUCGUCUUGAUACGUGUAAAAUACUUUGAAUUCAAAUUAAAACUAGCAUCAAAAUAUGAAUCAAAUAUAUUAGAAAAUGAUUCCCUGUAUAACAAGGCACAGCGUUUAAUUUACCUACUUCAGGCUUGCAUUAAAUGGAUAUUAGACUUUCUCAAAAGAUUGAGUAAAAGCUACUUUAAAGCUUGGAGGUUGUACAAAGUGCAGAACCAUAUACUUUCAAUAAUUGCAUCUGAAAACUUUUAUCUAGAGAGCAAAACGGCUAUAUUAAACUUAUGGAACCCUUUCAGCGAACAGACUAUAGAAGAGUUGAUUGAAACUCUUCAACCCGCAGUUAAUGAUAUUGAAGCUUCCAAUAAGAUGCCAUUGUUCCUGCAAAAUUUUUCUAUUUGUGAAGAAUCCAAAAACCAAAUGGACUUCAUGAGAAACGACGCGAUGGAAUUUGAUAGUUUUUGGCUAGAUAUGAUCUCAAGAAACAAUCCCAUAGAUUUCGAACAAGAUUAUAUUUUUAAUCCAUUUGCAAGUCUUGAUAUGGCAUUAGACCCUGCAUUAAUGUCUGAUUUUAAUAAUGACACAAAUAGUAUGCAAGGUCAAAAAUAG